GUAAAAUGCAAAGGAUGAUUUAGGGGACAUGAACAACAGUAUCACCAUAAGAAGAACGCAAUAAGAAGUAAGCAAAGAGGGAAUUAGAGGAGGAGGUCGGGAGAUAAAGAACAGAAGACGGAAGAAGAGAAGAGAGAAUAUAGUGGUUUCUACUGGAACUAGUGUUGUUUUUGGGUGAAAGGUGUGAUCUUUGGGUGAAAGGUGGGAUCUUUUGGGGCAUUCGGGAGGAGGCGGAGAGAUGGGGAACGUGACGUCGUCGGUGGCGGCACGGUUCGCGUUCUUCCCGCCGGAGCCUGCGACGUACGAGGUGUUCCGGGAGAGGGGAGGGGAGGGGCGGCUCUGCCUGUCGGGGCUGCCGCCGGAGAAUAACGUGGAGGUGCACCUGGUGGAGACCAGGGCCGGGAACCGGGUGGUGGCCACCUUCUGGCGUCACCCCAACGCCCGCUUCACCCUCCUCUACUCCCAUGGCAACGCCGCCGACCUCGGCCAGAUGUUCGACCUCUUCCUCCGGCUCCGUGCCCACCUCCGUGUCAACAUCAUGAGUUAUGACUACUCAGGUUACGGAGGAUCUACGGGGAAGCCAUCUGAGUUCAAUACAUACUACGACAUAGAAGCUGUGCAUGAUUGCUUGAAGAAAGAGUAUGGGAUAAGGCAAGAGGAUCUCAUUCUGUAUGGCCAAUCUGUCGGUAGUGGACCAACAUUACACUUGGCUACGCAAUUACAAGGUCUGAGAGGUGUUGUCCUCCAUGGUGCAAUUCUUUCGGGCAUACGCGUCUUAUAUCCUGUAAAAGUGACAUUCUGGUUUGAUAUAUUUAAAAACAUCAACAAAAUCCAACAAGUUGACUGCCCGGUUCUUGUUAUACAUGGAACUGCCGAUGGUAUCGUGGAGUGGACUCACGGAAAGCGUUUGUGGGAGCUAUCGAAAGAAAAGUAUGAUCCAUUGUGGAUCAAAGGUGGUGGUCACUGCAACUUAGAAGCAUAUCCCGAAUACAUCAGGCACCUGAGAAAGUUCAUUAGUGCCAUGGAGAAACUCCCUCUUGUGAGACAGGAAAAACAGAGCAGUGUGCCAACAUCAACCAUCACAGAAUCAAAACACAACAAGUGUUUGAGAUUUGGCAAGAGGUAGCUGUUCAAACAAGUGUCUGUUGGCUUCUUCUAUAGGGGACAAACACCACAGGGAGAAGGUAUAUUGUUUUCCCAGUAAAAUCUAACAUUUGUUUAGGAGAGCUUGUAGCAACCCAUGCAAUAAAUAUUUGUAUGAUUUCCCAGAUUGAUGGUUUAUGUAAACGCUUCCAGUUAUAUAAUCUCAAUGUUGAUAUCAUCUCUACAAA
This is a messenger RNA of Musa acuminata subsp. malaccensis (wild Malaysian banana), 1331 nucleotides long. RefSeq lists its product as uncharacterized. The record is from RefSeq and is a predicted model, not a curated record. Lineage: Eukaryota; Viridiplantae; Streptophyta; Magnoliopsida; Zingiberales; Musaceae.